Messenger RNA from Vicia villosa (hairy vetch), 701 nucleotides. RefSeq lists its product as uncharacterized. The record is from RefSeq and is a predicted model, not a curated record. The transcript has 3 exons. Lineage: Eukaryota; Viridiplantae; Streptophyta; Magnoliopsida; Fabales; Fabaceae. The coding region runs from base 136 to 603 and encodes 155 amino acids.
CACUUUUUAUGUUUUAAAAGCAAAGCACUUAUUUAACAUUCUUGUUCUGCUUAUUCAGACAGCAAGGCCCAUUAUUCUUUUUUAUUUCUUUAAGUUUGCUUCUUCUGACAAGAUAGAACAGGUUUUCAUAGAGGUAUGAGUGAUUUAAACGGCGAAAGAUCGAAGACGUGGAACAUAUACACGGCUUCGAAUCCAGGUCCGUCGCAUUCACAGACAGGAGGAGGAGGGGUUGAUGAGGAAGGUCCAUGGAAAAGCUUUGGAACAUCAAUGAGUGCAAUAUCUUUUGGAUUUGUUGCCACUGCGAUUUUGAUUUCGAUGUUUCUAAUAAUGGCUAUAUUUGAACAUUUGUUUAAACCAACUCAACAGUUUUCUUCUACACCUGAAUCUAUGUUGCCAACUUAUCAGGAACAGCAGCACUCACUGCCAACCACAAAACAACGAAACGCGCAAUCGGUUUCAUCAUCUUCUUAUGCUUGUGAUUUAUCAGUGUUGAUGCCAGGGGAGCAAUAUCCUACCUACAUUGCUCAACCUGCUCCUCUGCCAUGUCCAAGAGAAGGAGCUUAUUGGCCUUCUCAUCAACAUCAUUUUGUAUUUAAUAAUUAGUACUAAUUUUUCUAACCUAUAAAUAUUGUUGAUGGAUUUAUCUGUAAACAUUACAGACAUUAAGAGAUUAUUAUAUAUCUGAAGUCUGUUGUUUUCAA